Molecule: messenger RNA, 1125 nt
Organism: Cadophora gregata
Lineage: Eukaryota; Fungi; Ascomycota; Leotiomycetes; Helotiales; Ploettnerulaceae
Exons: 1
Coding region: 1-1125 (374 amino acids)
Source: RefSeq, a predicted model, not a curated record
AUGCUUCACGGUCCGCGACAUAACCAGUCACCGGGAGCUCUUGGAGUCUUUGUCAACGACGACGCAGCUGCCCAUGCACUGCGGCAACAAGAAGCUAGAGCAAGAUAUAACCACCAACGAUUUCUUGAGAUUGAACAUCAGGUCGAACCACCUCCCCUACCUACCACGAUCCAAUCACCAAUCCACUCUUCGAUUCUUCGAUUGUCAAAAACUCUCAGUUCCAACAGCACAAGCAUGUAUCGAAACACCCAUCGCCGCCAAAACCCUCUUUCGUCCAGAGGCCGCGACCAGCACGAGAUUCCCUACCACCAUAUCGAGCAGAUGGUUGUCGAAAUACUUUCCAACAUCAGAGAGCGUGAAUCUCGAGGCCUAGGCGCUGGUGGUCGAUCCGACUGGGCACCCAACUACCCCCACAACUACGACCCUCAAAGCGCUCUUCCACAACAAAGCUUUGCACGGGAGAACGGCCGACGAGAGCAACAAGCCAUGAGACGUACUGACCAAACCCAUCACUCGAGAGCAGGUAUGGCAGGACAAGGCAAGGAAGGAGAGCCGCUCGGCAAAGCCAUGAAGAAGUUGCACAAGUGGCUUGUAGAUGUUGAAAAUGCCUAUGGUGAAUUUCAAGGAGGCUUCGAUGAAGAUACCAAAGAAGUCAAGAGAUAUGCGAAGACGACUUCGUUGGUUGAUCUCUGGCGCCGAAAAUUUGAAGGAAAGAAUGUCGGGGUGCCUGGUGAAGAUGAGGCUGAACAGGAUGAACAGACCGAGGAAUUCGCGGAGAGACACAGCACUAUGAAACAGAAGUUGGCUGCGGCGAUGGAUACUGCUAUUCUUGCCAAAGCUGGCGAGAUCAAGGGCUUAGGUGCAGCAAUUCGACACGAGAAUGUCAGCCGUCUCAAAGAGAAGGUCGAAACAGCAAAGUUCCACAUCAUGGAUGUCAUGGAGAAGAUGCCAAGAGACCGCGAAUUUUGCGUGGCACUGCUGAGUGAGCUCGCUGUGCUGAAGCAGAUCAUUGAUCCGGAACAAGAGGCAACCAAGAAGCUGUACCAAGCAGGAGUUGCCGAUGGAACCGGUGAUGCCGACGAGGACGAGAUCGGAGGGGUGGGCGGAGGUAGCUGGGAAGAAUGA